Molecule: messenger RNA, 2154 nt
Organism: Amphiprion ocellaris (clown anemonefish)
Lineage: Eukaryota; Metazoa; Chordata; Actinopteri; Pomacentridae
Gene: nfe2l2a
Product: nfe2 like bZIP transcription factor 2a
Exons: 5
Coding region: 103-1947 (614 amino acids)
Biological process (GO): cellular response to oxidative stress; regulation of transcription by RNA polymerase II
Cellular component (GO): nucleus
Molecular function (GO): DNA-binding transcription factor activity, RNA polymerase II-specific; RNA polymerase II cis-regulatory region sequence-specific DNA binding
Source: RefSeq, a predicted model, not a curated record
AUUGGCUUCGGACCGCUCGCCAUUUUCAUCAGCCAUUCGAGGAAUAACACAAACAUUUAUCAGUGAUAAGACGUCUUUUUUGUACCGGCGGGACAGCUCUCCAUGAUGAUGGAAAUGGAGGUGAUGCGUUCCAGUCAACAGGACAUGGACAUGAUCGACAUACUCUGGAAGCAGGACAUUGAUCUCGGCGCCAGGCGUGAGGUGUUUGACUACAACCACCGUCAGAAAGAGCAUGAGCUGCAGAGGCAGCGGGAGCUGGAGGAGGAGAAGAGACUGCAUUUGCUGCGGGAGCAGGAGAAGGCCCUGCUGGCACAGCUACAGCUAGACGAGGAGACGGGAGAGUACAUACCUCGUCCACCAAGCAGCACGCCUCUGCAGUCGGCCGUCACACCUCUAGAGGUUACACAGAAUGUGAGCUUCACAGAGGAGAAUGGUGAUGCAAUGUCGUUUGAUGAAUGUCUGCAGCUACUGGCAGAGACAUUUCCUGUAGAGGAAACUGAGAAUGCUUCAGUUUGCCUGGACACACCUGCCGUUUCAGUACCCAUCAGCAGCAACAUGAUGAUGUCCCCCGAGCAGCCAGCUCUAUCGCCAGCCACCCUCUCCCCGGGUCAUAUGCCAUCACCCCACAGGAUGUCUCCAGACUUGGAGCAGGCCUGGAUGGAGCUUUUGUCCCUCCCUGAGCUGCAGCAUUGCUUGAGCAUGCAAAUGGAGGACACACUGGAGACCACAACUUAUCCUCUUCCAAACAGUCCUGAAGUGCAGAAUCCAAACUACUCCUUCUACCCCAUGACCACUCUCACAGACGGGAAUACAAACAGUUUAAAUGUUGCUCCUGCAGAGUUUAUAAAUACAUUUGGUGGCUCUGUUCCCAGUAUGGCUCCAUCAGAUGAUCUCAGCCAGAUGAAAGCAAAAACCCCUCAGUUAAAUGCUGACUUCAGUGCAGAACCUUUCUGUGACAUAUUCUAUCCCAACGCAAUGAUGCAAGAGACUUGUGGUCCGCAUAGCAUUGAAGGAAAUGACAGCACCACCAUAUCUGAUAUCUCAGACAAGGCCCCCUACACAACCAUGGACCUCUACAGUCUCUCGCCUGGAGAUGCAUUUGACAGAGGCAAACAGAAUUUGGCCACAGAUCUGCCAGACUCAGAUUCUGGGAUCUCUGCACAUGCAAGUCCAAAUUCUAGCUCACCUGGGAAGUCUCUUUAUGGAAGUGGGUCCUUUGGUUCCAGCGAUUCAGAGAUGGAGGAGAUGGACCACAACCCUGGCAGUGUAGAAUCUGACUACUCUGAGAUGUUUUCAUUAAAUUUCCACCCUGAUGAUCUUGAGCAGGCAGGUUCUGUAUCUACCCUCGCUGGGCAGCCACAUCAGCAGGAAAAGAAACCCAAACACAUCAAGGUGGACCCAGCAGAAGAGAGUGGUCACAGCAACACUCCCUUCACCAAAGACAAGCAGAAGAAACGCUCUGAUGUGCGUCUCUCCAGAGACGAGCAGAGGGCUAAGGCCCUCAAAAUCCCUUUCACCGUUGACAUGAUUAUCAAUCUGCCCGUUGAUGACUUCACUGAGAUGAUGUCAAAGCACCAACUGAACGAGGCCCAGCUGGCCCUGGUCCGUGACAUACGCCGCCGCGGCAAGAACAAGGUGGCUGCCCAGAACUGCCGCAAACGCAAGAUGGAGAACAUAGUGGGUCUGGAGGGUGAACUGGACUCACUGAAGGAGGAAAAAGCACGUCUGCAGAGCGAGAAGAGCAAGAACGUCACAGACCUGAAGGAAAUGAAGCGGCAGCUCAACAGCUUGUACCUGGAGGUCUUUGGUAUGUUGAGAGAUGAGAAGGGGAACUCCUACUCCCCGUCGGACUACUCCCUGCAGCAGUCAACGGAUGGCAGCAUCUUUCUUGUUCCUCGCAUUAAAAAGACUUACAACAGCAAAGAAAACCACUUAUCUUCUUUGUAAUAUGGUACUGCAUUAUCAUAGUAUACUAUGCAAUAACUUUGUAGUCACUCAGCUUUAAGCAUUAGUAGCCCAGCAGAACUAUUGUAUAGUUUUUGCUCACAUCUCUUGAAUGUUGUAAUAUUUUUGAUAUUUUUCUUCUUUUGUACUCUGAUACCCUCACAGAUUCUAUAACCAGUAGUUUGUAAAUAUAAGCAUUACUUGUUUGAU